CUAAGAGACGGCAUAUAUUGUCUGUGUAUGCCUGAACUGUCUUAUCUGAGUUGCCUGCGGUUCUUCAGUUCACUUAUUACUCGCUUCACUUUGAUCUAUCCUGCCCUUAUUUGCCUCUGGUCUCACGUUUAUCCCAGCUAUGGCUGGCUCGAUGCCGUCAAACCUUGACAACAUCCUGUUCUACCUGAUACCGAAAAAUAGCGAGGCCGAGCUCGUCGUGAAUUGCAACCCGGACUACACAUGUGUCGUCGACGGGGUCCGAUGUCUUGCCUGUUACGCUAACCGUCCAUCCAAAAUACGCGGCCGCUUGCUUUCGUUUGGACGACAUAGUGCGAACGACAUCUGCCUGCCAUCAGGCCCCUCCAGUCGGGCGGGAAACAACACAUCAAGCGGUAGCAGAAGGGGUCGCAGCUAUCAGAAUUACCGCAAUUAUCACUUUUUCUUUUUUCUCGCGAAAUCAGGGGAGCUUGUCAUCCGCGAUCUCUCGCCUGGCCUGACAGCAAUUGAAGUUGAAAACGUCACUGCUGACAAGGCAAACCUCUACGCCUUUCAGGGCAAGAAUCCCCGGCAACGAGUCAUUCCACGGGCAGCAGUUGGUUGGUAUAUUCUUUUCGGUACCCGCACCUACUUCAAGUUCAAAUGGGCUCCGGAGUAUACCGAGCUCGACAAUGUUACACUUCGGCAGACCCAGGAUCGCCUUGCUGCGCAGGCACUUGCCCUCCAUGCUGACGGCAUGACCAUGACCCCUCCGGAGAACGAACCCCCUGAACCGCACGCGUAUCAUUUCCCAGAGCUCCGGACCCGCUGCACCACUCGGAAUGGACUCUCGAAGUUGGGUCACUCUAAGGAUAUUCAUAAAUACGAACUCCUAGGCAAAGGGAGUCUUGGCCGCGUGUCGAAAGCUGUAGAUCUUGCCUCGGGGGAAGUAUGGGCAGUCAAGGAGAUCGUCAAGGAGACCAAGGGCGAGAGAGAAAAUGACAGAUGGAGGGAUAUUCUCCUCCGGGAGGUAAAUAUGCUAAGACUCUGUCAUCAUGAGAACAUUGUCCAGCUUGAAUCUUGCCAAAUUCUCAGGUCUUCAUUGAGCUACCAGCUUUUCUUUCGUCUAUACAAGGGGAACUUAUACGACCUGAUAUAUGACGAUCGCUGCGAGAUCUCACCUACAGGGGCCCCGCCGUCCUACUGGAAUACUCUUAUCCAACAGAUGGUCUCUGCUUUGGAAUACCUACACGGGAAGGAGAUCAUCCAUCGUGACAUCAAGCCGUCCAACAUCAUGUACGAUCAGACUACCGACAGUGCUGGCCCUACUUUCUAUCUCGGUGACUUUGGGCUGUCAAUGACACGGGAUGCAAUUAGCGAAGAGUUGCCAGGGGGUGGUACGCCGUUCUACAAUGCCCCGGAACUCAGAGAACGUGGUCAUGUGUCACCAGCGUCAGAUAUCUGGGCGCUUGCCGUCACUCUUGGUGAGACCAGACGCUAUUGGAGCUGCACUGACUCGGAAACGGACACCAGUUUUUGGAGUCGAAGACUCGCACAGUUCGGGUGCAAUAUGGCUGACUAUAACGAACCUGAAAGCAAAGCCGAGCGAUGGACACAUCGUAUUUUGACCUUUGCAAGACAUUGCUCCAUCCCAAACAUCAUGGCUCAGAUGCUCAGCGAAUCACCCUCAAAUCGACCAACAGCCGCGGAACUCAAACUGAUACCGAUUGAACGUUUUAGCGAGUUCUCAUUUGGAAUGAUAGUCGACCGGGAGCAGGUUGUUGAACAAUGGCCGGUUUGCACGGGGCUAAGAAAGAAAGCGAGGAUUGCCACGCCGCCGGCGGAUACGGUUACGGUAAUGGGGGCCUGGGAGAGCCCCGAUGCCCCGAGCACACGAAUUGAGGCUUCCGAGCACGAAAUUUUCGACACAGUCCAGCAGCCUUCUGCUUCAAGGAUUGGACAUACAGUCUCGAGUCGGAAGAGGAUGCUGGAAGAGGCCGGUACAACGCAUCAAGGUUCAGAGAAGAAGAGACGUCUAGCAAGAGCAUCGGGAGUUCCUGGCAGAGCAGGCAGACCUGCCGUAUCGGCGAACACAAGCGAGGAAACCCCUGGCGAAGCCAGCGCGAUAUCUAACCAGGCAGCAUUCUACACUACCCCGCCACCAGCCUUUUCUUUUCUCCCCAAUGUUGACUGGCGCGACCAAGGGUUCGAAGAACCGGACGGUGAUGGACCCUUGCUCGGCUCAUCCCGGGAGUGACCGUGGCCGUCAACUCCUCAUUCCUCAAUCCUGUGAUCAGACAACACACUACUAUUUCUUGGCCUUAGCUGUGAGGCGCGAUUUGCUAUGAAGUAUAGUCAUCAGCGCGAGGCGGUUCGUCUAACAGCAUGAGUUGAUUGCUCCCUUUCUCACCGCUCCUCUUCCUGAACCUAGGUCAGCUGGGCCAAUUCGAAGUCAUAAGGAAUCUCGAAAGUCUCCUGUUACGUUUAUCAUUCGAAAAGGCGGCCGACUUUCUGGUCAAGACUCAAGCGGCGACCAAACAUGGUCUGCUGUGCCGCACCAUCGGGAGGGUCCCAACAAAGCCCAACCUCCAUGGGCAGGGUAGCGAUAUGUGAG
Molecule: messenger RNA, 2590 nt
Organism: Canariomyces notabilis
Lineage: Eukaryota; Fungi; Ascomycota; Sordariomycetes; Sordariales; Chaetomiaceae
Product: kinase-like protein
Exons: 2
Coding region: 140-2233 (697 amino acids)
Biological process (GO): protein phosphorylation
Cellular component (GO): nucleus; cytosol; cytoplasm
Molecular function (GO): eukaryotic translation initiation factor 2alpha kinase activity; ATP binding
Source: RefSeq, a predicted model, not a curated record